Messenger RNA from Erythranthe guttata (spotted monkey flower), 675 nucleotides. The record is from RefSeq and is a predicted model, not a curated record. Lineage: Eukaryota; Viridiplantae; Streptophyta; Magnoliopsida; Lamiales; Phrymaceae.
AUGGAUACAUCCUCAGGUGCUGGAUUUAGGUCUAAGUUGGAUUACGGGUCCGGUUUGUUCCGUAUAAGGAUGAAAAUACCCGAAAAGAAAACAGAAGGAAUUGUUACAUGCUUUUAUUUAACAUCGGCACCGGAUAAUCAAGAACCUGGGAAUCAUUUUGAACUUGACUUUGAAUUCUUGGGCACUAAUGGAACUGUGCAAACCAAUGUUUACGAUUACGACGGAGGCCACAGAGAACAAAGUUUCAAACUUCCCUUCGACCCGUCGCAAGAUUUUCACACUUACGGAAUCCUUUGGAACCCUAGCCAAAUUGUAUUCUUUAUCGACGGAAUUCCGAUAAGAGUGUUCAAGAACAACAGUGCACAAGGAGUGGCGUAUCCGUCAAAGGCAAUGCAUAUUGAAGCAAGUAUAUGGAAUGCAGAUUGGGCCGGGCCAGUUGAUUGGGCCCAAGCCCCAUUUGUGGCCCAUUAUCAAGAUUUCGAUUUCUAUGCUUGCCCUACUCAAAACGACGACGUUUCUAUUUGUGGGAAUGGGCACUAUUUUUGGAAUAGGCGUCGACACUUGGAGCUAAACGACGAGCAAAAGCAACAAAUGAAGAGUUACAGAAGCGCGUACAUGACUUAUGACUAUUGUUCUAGUCCUUCUACUAGCAAACAAGAAUGUUCACUUAAUUGA